UUAGGGUUGUGUCUUAAUUUUGUUUGCGCUGUUUAUAUCUUUCGCUUUAGCUACUGCCACUUCUUCUUCCUCCUUUAUAUUCUGUUCUGCUACAAAGUGAGAUUGUUUGAUACAUCGUAAGUUUCCAUCAUAGUUUUCAAUCACUCAUCAUCCCCAGACCUGAGAAAAACACACAAGAAAAAAAGUCUUUGUUGGGUACUGCCCGGUACCUUAAGUUCCGGCGGAACGGACGAAUUUUGACCGAAAUAACUGGUACCGAACGAAACUUGAAGUGGAACGGAAUUUGUGGGUGAGUGUCCCGGUCUCUUGCUGGAACAGAGUAUCCCGGCCGGUACGGGUACGGAACUGAUUUUUAUGGUCUCAACGCAAAACUAAGGCACCCUAAAACAUCAGACACAAAGUCGAGACAAAAGAGAAGCUGAAAAUGGCCGAGUGUGUGAGGACAACCUUAAAUCCUUCCCACUUCCUACUACACUCCACUAAAGCCCCAACUCAAAAUCCCUUUUUUUCAUCACACUCUUCCUUUGAAGCAAAAUCCAAUGCUAGAAAGUACCCCAAAAUUUCCCUUUCCGUUAUGUCCAGCCAAAACCAAAGCCAAAGCCAAAGCCAGGGCCAAACACAAGUCCCAUCUCUUGAUGCUUUGCUCAACUCUGGUCGCAAAGAAGAAGUUUUUGCCAGCAUAAAAGCCUCACUUCACAAUUGUCUGUCAGAGACUAAUCUUCACUUGACAGUCCCUGGUCUCAAAUCCAAAACCAGAGGCAAGGUUAGGGACAUUUAUGACAGUGGGGAUUAUCUUGUGUUGGUCACUACUGAUCGUCAGAGUGCAUUUGAUAGGAUUCUUGCCUCUAUCCCCUUCAAGGGCCAGGUUCUUAAUGAGACGAGUUUGUGGUGGUUCAAUAGAACUCGGCACAUGAUUCCAAAUGCAGUUUUGUCAGUACCAGAUAAAAAUGUUACAAUUGCUAAGAAAUGUUCUGUCUUUCCUGUUGAAUUUGUUGUUAGAGGGUUUGUGACCGGAAGUACUGAAACAUCACUGUGGACAGUUUACAAAAAUGGAGUUCGAAAUUACUGUGGAAAUGUACUUCCGAAUGGGCUGGUAAAAAAUCAAAAGUUAACUGCAAAUAUACUCACACCAACAACUAAAGCUGAGGAUCAUGAUGUUCCUGUAACUCCUGACGAGAUUAUUGAAAGAGGAUUGAUGACUCAAGAUGAGUUUGAUGAAGCUAGAGAAAAAGCUUUAAGUUUGUUUGAAUAUGGACAGCGUGUAGCUUUGGAGCAUGGCCUGAUUUUGGUAGAUACAAAAUAUGAAUUUGGAAAGAGUAGUGAUGGUUCAAUUCUAUUGAUUGAUGAGGUGCAUACGCCUGACUCAAGUCGAUAUUGGAUUGCCAAUUCUUAUGAGGAGCGCUUUCAGAAUGGUCUUGAACCUGAAAAUAUUGAUAAGGAGUUCUUAAGGUUAUGGUUUAGAGAGAACUGCAAUCCCUAUGAAGAAAAGGUGCUUCCUGAUGCCCCUGAAGAACUUGUCUGUGAGCUUGCUUGGCGAUACAUCUUUUUAUACGAGACUAUAACAAAAUCAAGAUUUGAGAUGCAGCCGAUGGGAGAGCCAAUACACGAUCGAAUCUCGCGAAAUGUUUCCUCUGCAUUAUCAUCUUUGCAGUAACUGAAGAAGAGCGUACAAGAUCUUAUGGUUUUCCUAGGAUGGUAGCUAUACUGAAACUCUGAAUGAGCAUUCAGCAUUAAUGUAGUUUUUAGUGUUUUGCUCCUGUUAUUUCCUGUAUGUAAACAGGCUUUCUGCAUCCUUGAGGCCUUUGGCAGAUGAACUUAGGGUGGAAGACGAGCUGAUUGCUCUGAUAUAAUGCAUUGGUCACUUAUUUUGCUUUUAAAAUCUAUAACUAGGAUCAGUAUUUCAAUAAA
Gossypium arboreum is the source of this 1908-nucleotide messenger RNA. RefSeq names its product phosphoribosylaminoimidazole-succinocarboxamide synthase, chloroplastic. Gene Ontology annotation, biological process: 'de novo' IMP biosynthetic process. Lineage: Eukaryota; Viridiplantae; Streptophyta; Magnoliopsida; Malvales; Malvaceae. Gene Ontology annotation, molecular function: phosphoribosylaminoimidazolesuccinocarboxamide synthase activity. Gene Ontology annotation, cellular component: cytoplasm; chloroplast stroma. Bases 425 to 1654 code for a protein of 409 amino acids. The transcript is spliced from 12 exons. The record is from RefSeq and is a predicted model, not a curated record.